This is a messenger RNA of Neoarthrinium moseri, 1905 nucleotides long. RefSeq lists its product as uncharacterized. The record is from RefSeq and is a predicted model, not a curated record. The coding region runs from base 1 to 1905 and encodes 634 amino acids. The transcript has a single exon. Lineage: Eukaryota; Fungi; Ascomycota; Sordariomycetes; Amphisphaeriales; Apiosporaceae.
AUGCGUCGCUCCAAUUUGAUGUCCCAUCUCUCACGGCUGUCGCGAUGGCUGUCAAACGCCAGUCCCAAGUCGCUGGCAACCUUUGCGACCUACAGCGUGCUCCCUGGCCUGAUAAUCUUUCUUUACCUGGUCCUUCCCGAUUCGUUUGAAAUCGGUGACAUUUUCCAUCCCCGAAACCCCAGUGGCCCGUCCGUGUUUGACUCCUACCUGGAGUUGUUGUCCAGAACCACCCCGCCGUAUCACCCAAUCGACGAGCUGAUUCUCGAAUCCGAGCGGAGCCAUGAUCGCCUGCUAUUACAGCGCUCUCCCGAUCUUAGAACAGCCGCGGCCAAAUAUCGCGAACGAAGGGGGAGGCACCCGCCACCAGGCUUCGAUAAAUGGGUUGAAUAUGCCUUGAAGCACGACGCGAUUAUCCUUGAACAGUUCUUCGACCGCAUCGAACAUGACAUGCUGCCCUAUUGGGCCAAGGAUCCAAUAAUCACGGCAGCACAGGCUGCCAGUGGGGAACAUCUAGUCAGGGUACGCAAUGGCGCUGCGUAUGCCAUUGGGGAUACCAAGGGUCAUGUCCCGUGGUUGAGUUUAUGGACUUCUCUCAUUGGCGAAGCUGCUGAAUGGCUACCAGAUGUCGACAUGCCCAUCAAUUAUAUGGACGAGCCAAGAAUUCUGGUACCGUGGGAUGACAUCAAUGCUCUAGUGGGAGAUGCCGAGCUAGCGAGAUCCAUUUCAACACCUCAGGAUACAAUCCAGGCCUACAGCGGACUGAAGGAGGUAGAUGUGGAGUCUAUUGAACCUCCACCAUCGGAUUGGGUCACAGGGGGCGCGCCUCCCUACUGGGAUAUGGCACGCGAGGGUUGUCCGCCGGAAUCUCCAGGCAGAGAUGCACCUACUGUAAAGGAUUUUACGACACCACCAGCUUUUCCGUUGGACUGGAGAGCCCCAUUCUCUCAGGAUGGCUUUGUCAAGAACUACUCGGCCUCGAUGGAUCCUUGCACUCAACCGCACUUGAAUGGACUGCAUGGUACAUUCAUCGAGCCUAUCACGACUUCGACGUCCAGGUCUCUGGUCCCUAUGUUCAGCGGAUGCAAGCUACCGAUGAACAAUGAUAUUCUAAUCCCAGGAGCCAUGUACUUGGUUGACGAUGCUCAAUUUUCUGGCGGUUGGGGUCACGGGCCGCGUUGGGAUUUGAAACAGGGAGGUGUUGUAUGGCGCGGCGUCGCCUCUGGAGGUCGCCACAAGGAAGAAAACUGGAAACACUUCCAGCGUCUACGAUUGGUACAAAUGCUGAACGGUAGCACAGUGUCCAACGUAGAACGGCAUGGGCUUGACGCGGAGACUUUCCCGAUGCCACCACCGAACUUGUACAACAUCACGGAUGGCCGUAAGGGCCACAUCGGCGAGUGGAUAUCGACUAUAGGCGACGCAGGGUUCACAAACUUUAUGUGUUUCCCUGUCACGGAGGAUUGCGUAUUCUGCUGCAAUUACCUGGAGCCAUACUAUCGCCCAGCUAAGAAGGUCAAAAUGGGGAAGCAGUUCCGCCAGAAGUUUAUGCCCGACGUUGACGGCAACAGCUAUAGCGCACGUUUCCGCGCCCUCCUCUUGUCCACCUCGCUUCCGCUCAAAAGCACGAUAUAUGCAGAAUGGCACGACGAUCGUCUGGUACCGUGGCUACACUUUGCGCCUCUGGAAAACACGUUGCAGGACCUGUAUGCCGUAUUGGACUAUUUUACGGCAGAUGAGAAGGGCGACAUUGCAGCUCAACACAUAGCGGAAUCUGGGAAAGCUUGGGCCGAGAAGGUUCUCAGACGAGAAGACAUGCUACUUUACAUUUGGAGGCUGCUCCUCGAGUUCGCGAGGGUUUGUGACAAGAACCGGGAUAGGAUGGGGUACGUCAAUGACCUGUUAUGA